AAGAAAUGUGCGGUUUGUUGAACUUUCUUGAUUUGAACGAAACCGAAAAUAGUAUACUAAAAACUGUAAUUUAACCAUAGCUAAUUGAAAAUUCGUAUCUAAACGAACUAGUUACAAAAAUGGUGAAGUGGAUACAACUGGUGGACUUUCAGUGCCCAGCAUGUCCUGACAAAAGAGGCGGAAAUUGGAUUUGUGCAAGCCAUGGAAACCCUGUAUAUCUGAACGAAAAUGGAGUAAUGGAAUGCUCAACUACUUGCACAGGUAAAGUGAUAAACUGGAGAUGGAACUGUGGUAGCAGCUACCAUAACGGAGAAUACCUAAAAGCAGAUUUAGAAGGAUUUACCUUUGCUUUGUCUCAAGCAGUCCAACUAAUGACGAAAGGCGGAUCAGAAUGGACAGCGAAGCUUAUCACUGAGUUAGGGAAGCAAUAUGGACAAUGAUACAACCUAGAUCCUUGAGUCAACAUCGUGCUUGAUAAAAAGAAGUUUGACAGACAUUCAUUCCAUUGCAUUUAUUCAUAAAUCUCACCUAAAUCACCAGUCAUAACUAGAUCCAGGUGAUAAGUGGCAUGAUCAUAAAUUGUGAUAUUGUAUAAAUAUAUUAAUAUUUUGAUUA
Molecule: messenger RNA, 615 nt
Organism: Mercenaria mercenaria
Lineage: Eukaryota; Metazoa; Mollusca; Bivalvia; Venerida; Veneridae
Exons: 4
Coding region: 120-440 (106 amino acids)
Source: RefSeq, a predicted model, not a curated record